This is a messenger RNA of Schistocerca serialis cubense, 672 nucleotides long. RefSeq lists its product as uncharacterized. The transcript has a single exon. Lineage: Eukaryota; Metazoa; Arthropoda; Insecta; Orthoptera; Acrididae. Bases 1 to 672 code for a protein of 223 amino acids. The record is from RefSeq and is a predicted model, not a curated record.
AUGCCUGGGUGUUCUGUAACAGAGUGUCUGUCGUACAGCCGAAAGACAAAAGGCACGGAUAUAAUUUAUCAUUCGUUCCCAAAAGUCGUUAAAGUGCAGAAGGCCUGGAUAAUGAAGUGCCACCGAAAAGAUCGCUUCAUUGUUGCGACGUCAACUGUUCGUUUGUUGCAUUUCACAUCCGAUGAUUAUCUACGUGACUUGCGAGCAGAACUUCUCAAUCUACCGCCGAAGAAAACACUUAAACCAGACGCAGUGCAGAGUGUAAAUAUACCAGAAAGUGUUCCCAGUGUUAGUGGAAAUUCAGGCCCUGAUGACACAGUUUCUCCGAAUAGGGCAGACAGGUUACGGGCAAGAAAGACAAUGAAAAAUGCAAUUGAGCACCUGGCUAGUGUGUCUCCCAAAAAAAGAAAAAUAUACCAGUCAACGGCGACAGAUGACUGUGACACUGAUAGUAAACAGAUCAGCGAACUCUGUAAACGUGUAGAUGAAUUAGAAUACAGAAACCACAGACUGACAGCUAUAUGUGCAAACCUCAAGUGUAGUGAGAAGUGUUUGAAACUCAAAGUGAAAGCUUGUGGUGAUAAAAUAAAAUAUCAACAAAAGUGUAAAAAGAAACAAGUGCAGGAGAAAGUGACUCAAAUAUUAGGCAAAUUGUUUCAAAAACACAGAUAA